GCGAAGUGUCAGCGCUAAAUGAAGACCGAGGAAGUGUCGUGUCUUACGGCGUAACAGUUUAAGUUUUAUUGCGAGUGUGUUCCGAUAAUGCUGGGCGGUAAAACCUGAUGAAGUUCACCAGAGAUAUCUGCCGGCUGCUGGGCUUAGGAGGCGAUGGGCCAGGUGAGGAUGAGAUGGAGGCUCAGGACGGUGCUCCUGACCAAACAGACAAAAGAAAAGGCCAAGACUCAUCACAGGUCAUGCUGAACAAUGAGGAAGGUCUGGAUGAUGAGGAGAAAGCACGGAGGAAAGCUGAGAGGAAGAGAAGGCAGAAAGAACGGAAGAAGCUGGAGAGGGAGGAGAGGAUGGAGGAUGUUUUAGAGCAGGAAGAAGAAGAAGCGGCCGGAGCGGGGUCAGAGAGUAACAGUGAGGAGGAAUUCAGAGUGGAGGAGAAAUGGACCGAGGUUCGUCCCAGAAACAAAUGCAGCCCUGAAUCAGUCCCCGCCCUCGUGACCGGGGAGAACAAGAGCAAGUUACCUCACAGGACCUCAGAGGAGGAGCCGGAGUGGGACGUCAGCAGCGCGUUUGUGGCUAACGCUGCCAGCCACAUCAAACUCAAGGGCCUGAAGAGCCGAACGGCACAGAUCACCAGAGAGAACAAGGAGAACGAGGCCAGGAGCAACCAGGGAGAGAGCACAAAGGAAAUGAAGAGGAGGGGAGAGUCUCUGACAGAGCAGGGCAUCCAGAUGUUCCAGCAAGGCCAGUACAGCCAGGCAGUGCACAUGUUUACAGAAGCCAUCUACUGUGACCCCAAGGACCACAGGUUCUAUGGGAAUCGCUCCUACUGUUACUGGUGUCUGGAGCAGUACCACGCCGCCCUAUCAGACGCUCAGAGGUCCAUCGAGCUGGCUCCUGAUUGGCCGAAGGGAUACUUCCGUAAGGGGUGUGCCCUGAUGGGGUUAAAGAGGUACAGUGAGGCAGAGAAGGAAAUGGAGCAGGUAUUGAAGUUGGAUCAGGACAUCACAGAAGCGUCCAGUAAACUUGUUACCUGCCGGAUCCUGCAGCUCAUGGUGAGGAGCUUCACGAGAGACCAGAAGGAUUUUAUAAAAGGACAGAUCCACCAGGAACUUCUGGCCUUUUGA
Seriola dumerili (greater amberjack) is the source of this 1121-nucleotide messenger RNA. Its product is annotated as tetratricopeptide repeat protein 31-like. Gene Ontology annotation, molecular function: protein binding. Bases 108 to 1121 code for a protein of 337 amino acids. The record is from RefSeq and is a predicted model, not a curated record. The transcript has 10 exons. Lineage: Eukaryota; Metazoa; Chordata; Actinopteri; Carangiformes; Carangidae.